AUGUCUGAGUACAGCUACGCACCGCGCCACCGUACGCGGGAGCCCGAGUAUGUCACCGAGACGACGUACAUUGAGCGCGGCGGCCGUGGAGGCGGGGCACGAGAUCUCGUCUACCGCCCCGCAGCGCGCGAGGACAGCAUCGAAGAAAUUCCUCGCGACUUCCCUCCCGGUGCCGAGUAUAGGCAGACCAAGUACCGCGAGGAGUAUGCGCCGCCCCGCCGCACCCGCUCAGUGAACCGUGGCUACGACGACGACUACUAUGACCGUCCCCGCCGACGUGACCGCGACUACGAUGACCGUUCCGAGUACUCCGAGCGCCCCAACAUGCAGCGCCGCAAGUCCAUCGUCGACAAAGUCAAGGACUUCGGCGAGUCAGCAGGCCUAGGCGGCAUCAUCGGCGCCGUCACUGGCGGCGGUCGUGACCGAUCACGCUCCCGCCCUCGUCGAGACGACCGUGGCUAUGAUAGCGACAGAUACGGAUACUACGACGAGCGCGACCGCCGCAGCAGCCGUUACGGAUCACGUUCGCGCAGCCGCAGCCGGGGUGGACACAAGUCUGAGAAGUGGGAGCAAGCCGCCAAAGCCGCUAUCGUCGCCGGUGCCGUCGAAGCCUUCCGCAGCCGCAAGGAAGCCGGUCCAUGGACCGGUGCCAAGGGCCAACGUGUCGCGACUGCUGCUCUCGGUGCUGCCGGUAUCGACGGUCUCAUCGACAGAGACCCCGGCAAGCACGAGAAGAGGCACGUCGCUGAGUCUGCACUCGGUGGUCUUGUCGCUUCUCGCCUAGCCAACGGCUCUCGCUCGCGCUCCCGUGCUCCUCGUGGCCGUGACGACUCCAGGUCUCGCUCCCGUUCUCGUGCCAGGUCCAGGUCCAGGUCCAUCUUCGGACGCUCUCGCUCUCGUGGCCGCUCCCGCUCCAACUCCAGCGACAGAGGAGGAAACAACGGUAUCGCCAAGGUAGCUGGUACCGGUGCUGUGCUCGCAGCAGGCAAGGCUCUAUACGACCGUGUGCGCUCCAAGUCUCGUGCUCGAAAGGACCGAUCCCGCUCUUCCAGCUCGGACAGCUACGUGCCAUCACGUAGGGGCAACCGCCGCUCGUACAGCCGAGGCCGCGGUAUGGACGACCAGUAUUCCGAAGCCCCUUCCAGGACUAACCCAGAUCGCAGACUAGCCGCCGCCGGUGGGGCAGGAGCGGGUGCUUUAGCAGCACAGGAUGGAGGAAUGGAUCGGGGUCGACGGGAUUCUAGUGCGGAUUCCGAGUCGUCCACCGAUAUGGAGGAGAAGCGCAAGAAGCUACGAGGUAAGGAACUCCUCACUGCGGGUCUAGCCACUGUGGCCACCAUCCACGCCGCCCACGGAGUCUACUCUUCCAUGGUCGCCUCGGAGAACCGCCGCAAGCUCGUUGGCGAGGGCGAGAUGACGGCCGAAGAAGCGCGCAAACGCAAGUCCAAGAACAUGCUCCAGGACGCCGCUGCCGUGGGUAUCGCCGCCCUCGGUAUCAAAUCCGCCUACUCGGAAUGGAAAGAGAUGAACGAGCAACGCCACAGCGUCAAGGAACUCGAGACCCGCCGCCGCAAGAGGAGAAAGCUCCGUGAACGCCGCGAAAAGGAAGCCCGGAUGAACGCCCUCGGUGGCAACAUGAAUGGUGCAGCCGCUAAUCCGUAUGCAUAUCCUGUAGCUGCCAACCAAUCCUACCCUACGUCCUAUGCCGAUGCGAAUCCCUACGGUAGCUCCGUCCCGCCCCCUCCCAUGGGUGCGAGGUACUAG
Alternaria ventricosa is the source of this 1764-nucleotide messenger RNA. RefSeq lists its product as uncharacterized. The record is from RefSeq and is a predicted model, not a curated record. The transcript has a single exon. Bases 1 to 1764 code for a protein of 587 amino acids. NCBI's taxonomy places the organism in Eukaryota, Fungi, Ascomycota, Dothideomycetes, Pleosporales, Pleosporaceae.